Molecule: messenger RNA, 38261 nt
Organism: Pelobates cultripes (western spadefoot toad)
Lineage: Eukaryota; Metazoa; Chordata; Amphibia; Anura; Pelobatidae
Source: the annotation of a GenBank genome assembly
UUUUAGUCGCAUAUAUUUUUAUUAGCAAGUCACCUAAAAUCUCCCAAAGCAGCUUUGUCUUUGGUCACAUCCUAAACGCAAAGGGUCCCUCUCUUAGUCCACUUGAAACGAUAUCAGGCAUGUUACACUCUAUAUUUUAAAAUUAUAUCUUAUAUAAUACACCCCCAUUGUAGUAUUUCUGUAUAAGCGGGUAAACACCCCACACAGUGCUCCUGCCGAGCUUGCCGGUGUCUGUGCCCCCAUGCCCUAAAUAGAAUGUGCCCCCAUGCCCUAAAUACAAUGUGCGCCUCACUGUCCGCCAUGUCGGUUGAGGGCGGACAUGACGUGAUGCUGUAGUCUCCGCUUCCGAUAGCAGGUCGGGUUGGGGGAGGAGGAGGAGGUGUUUGCAGUCGGCUAUGUGCGCUGCUGUGUUCCUGCAUCCUGGUAUCUCGGAGCCUCCAUCCUGCUCUGCGAGUGCCCGGACUAAAAACAGGAAGUGAGUAUGAGGCCCGGCCCCGUGUGAGUGUGACAAGGAAGAAAGCCCCAAGAUUAGGGACCUCACUGCCCCCUGCCCCUCUCUGAGCGGACCCCAACCUGACUCUACCCUGUGGGGGGGUUGGGAGGGACCCCUCACACUGUGCUGGCUGGCUGGCUGCAGUAACAUUGUAUCCAUAGAGCUCAGUGUGCAUAUAAUGCAGGGCUGCUCACUAACACUACUUCAUUAACUCAGCUAAUCACUACAAAGACAUGGGGACCACAACUAUAAUGAUUACUGUAACAAGAGCACAGAGAAUAAUUCACAUCCACUGGCCUGUGUAUAAAGAUAAAGUAUAGUAACUGAGAAAAUCCAUAUUAAAAUAGCAAUAUGUUAAAAUAUAUAUAUAUAUAUAUAUAUAUAUAUAUAUAUAUAUAUAUUUUUAAACACAGUUUAAUUAGACUGUAAGCUCAUUUGAGCAGGGCCCUCCUCACCCUAUUUAUCCUGUUACAUUUUGUAAUUGUCUCAUUUAUUGUUAAAAUUACCCCCUUCAUUUUAUUGUAAAACGCCACGGAAAAGUGUGGCGCUGUAUAAAUACAAAUAAUAAAAAUAAUAAUGCCUCAUAAUAUUCUUACUAUCUCGCCAUUGAUUAUUAUGCAAGGACCAUUUGUUAUUAUGAAAUGUGUUAUUCUCUAAAUUGACUGCAACUUAUGUGAUGCUCAGUCAGACUCACACUUUUGAUUUAUUUUCUGUAUGACUGCUUGGCAUCGUGAGGCUUUUAUUUCAAAUACAGUUGUAGAACUACUCUAUGAAUGUCCUAUAUCUACAAGCAAGUUGAUGAAUCGCAACUUGUUUCCACAAAAUACCUGAAAAUGUUGUUUUACAUCCUAAGAUGACUUUGUUGCCUUGUUCUAAUAAGAGAAAAAUAAACAUUUUGAUAACAUCUGUUAUGACGUUUCCCCAAACUAUGAUAUAUAGCUAUUUAAUUUUGUAGCACUACAAUAGGCCGUUGUGGCUUUAUAGUAUUACACAUUGAAUAGUCAGGUUAAAGUAAUCUAUUGCAAAAUGUUAGGUGCUCAGGAUGCAGAAUAACCAUUGAGUACAGUGUGGAUAAAAGGGGCAAGUUUAACAUUUUCUGACUUGUGAGGUUUUCAAAAAUCUAGAAUCUGUAUAAAAAAUGUGUGUACUGCUUUGAAAUUCUAGUCCACUAAAAUAAUAAUAAUAAUAAUAAUAAUAAAAAAUAUAUAUAAAUGGAUGAAAAAAGCCAGCACUCUGAGUCUUGUAAAUAAUUAUUUACAAGACCCAGAGUGCUGUCUUUUUUCAUCCAUCUAUAUAUUGUGCAGUCGAGCACCAGGCAAUACUUCAAGGGAUAGCUGGAGUGCAAAAUUGUUUGGUAUUGUAAAUGUAUGUGUGUGUACACACACACACAUACCAGGGUUUCCCAAAAGGUAGAUACCCAGAUAUUUUAAAACUACAUCUCCAAUGAUGCUUUGCAUGCCUUUAGGAUGCUUUAAAAUUACAAACCAUCAUGGAAGCUGUAGUUCUACAACAUCUGGGAAUCUACCUUUUGGACACCCCUGUAAUAGACAAUAUAGGUCAGCACUUAAAAUUUCCACUUGCCCACUAGCCAUUGAAUCGUGUCAUGGGGCACUAAAUAAUAUAAGUGGGCACUGGCAGUUUCAAGGUUUGGAGAAAUUAUGGAAAGCUACCAGCCCUCACCUAACCCAGUCUAUGUGCAGGGACAAGGAACUAUACAGUGCCAUGGUCAGUCUGGCAUUAUUAGAAUUAAAAACCCUAACUAAAGAACCAUAUUAAAUAAAUGUAACAAUCGAAAAACCUGGGUUAAAUUUGUGUUACAGUUAAUUAUGCCAAGUGAUGUUUUCUUGUAAUAAGUUUGCUCUGUAAGUUAAAACCUCUUUCUAACCCCCACCUAACUAACCUAAGGUGUUUCCCUUAAUUUUCCAGCAUUUGUAAUGUUGUCCUCUAUAAAUGUAUUUCCUGGAGAGACUGCACGGCAAUGGUUUAUGGGAGUUAUAGUUCAGUUGUGGGAGAAUUGUGCUUUCCUGUGCUACUUGGUUUUUUUGAGUGUUACUGCAAAAUCAGGGGGUUCAAAGCAAAUGUAGGAAUUUCAUAUGGGAUAACAUUGGUAUGUGUCAUUUUUUAUUUUGUAUAAUUUUACAGUUUUAUUGAUAGAAAUCAUUAAACAAAAUAGAGCAACUUGAACAUGAGUGUGAUUUCCCUUUUUUAAUGCGUUAUGGAUAUCAUUGUCAUUUAAGUGAGUAGGUCUGUAAACAGUUUUCAUUUAUGAAGCUCUUCUCUGUCUCAGGCCGUGUGCUUUCCAUUUGUCACUACAAGUACAAGACACUAUCUCGCCAAAACACUUGAAUGUUAAGAAUGAAUAUUUAUUAUAAAAUUACAGUGUUCCCUUUUAGUUUAGAGUACUGCCCCUCAUUGUGUAAAAAUAAAUAAAAACUUACCGGUAAUCCAGCACCAGAACAUUCUCCUCUAUCUUCACUUGCUCUUUCUCAUGAUGAAAUCAUCAAUUCUGAUUUUUUUAAUCUAGGUGGCAUAUAGGGUACAUGAGCAUAAAUUGCCAUUCCUUGCCAGUUCAGCAAUUCUCAUGAUUCCAGUGCUUUUCUAUGAGAUGUUCUGGACAUAUUCGGCAUCAUUAUACAAUGACACCAAACAUGAAGAUCUUCAAAUGUGUAGAUUUUCUACAGGAAAUUGCCUCUAGAUGUCUUUAGUCUGACAGCUACUAGAGGCUUGAUUUAACCCCUUAAGGACACAUGACGUGUGACAUGUCAUGAUUCCCUUUUAUUCCAGAAGUUUGGUCCUUAAGUGGUUAAGCAACAUGUAAACAUUACUGUUUAAAACAGAAAUGUUUUACAUUGGCAGACAAAAGGGAUAGGGUCUUUGGACCAAAAGCAUGUCAUUAAGAUUAAGUGGUUUGGUUCUCAGAGUGACAAUUUAAAGGGAAACUCCAAGUACCAUGCAGGUUACUGUACUGUUGUGGCUAUGGUGCUAAGAGAAUAUGGGUACCGUCACUCCAUAUAUUUUGAAAUGGUUGAUAAAAACCAAGGAAUACACAGAUACCCUAAGUGUACCACCACGCUGAUAAGCACUAAACUAUGUUCAUGGUACAGGUACUAUGUUUAUGGUACAGGUAAUAAUGCAUGGAGCUCUGCAGUUCUUUUCUACUAUCAUGAGAAGCAGAGAGGGAGCUUAUAUUGUAUUAGACCGGUGCCCACAGGAUCUGGGGUGGUUUUAAAAACACAGAGAAAAUCAACUGGUCAGUCUCAGGUAAUGAGACUGACAUAGCUUACAUAGAGAGCUUUCUGCACUGUGCCAGCCAGAUGUAGUGGAGGCACAGAGCGGUGUCUGGAGGUCCUCAUGUAAGGAAGGCAAACUGUUUUAAAACAGUCUAACUACUUACAGUGGGGCUGUGCAGGGGCAUUCCUGGAACCAUAACCACUACAGCAGAAUCCAGAAUAGAUAUUACAGUGCAUUUUGAAACCCAGACAUUUGAGUGUUGUUUUCUUUUUUUUCUAUGAAUUAAUCUUUGUCAAGAUUUACCAUAUCUGUUUUAAGGAAUAUAUUACAAGUCUAUCUUUACCAUCCAAGGUUUGAAGGCUUUUUAUGGAUAAUCUAAAGUGCGUCUUUCAUAUUACCCUGCAGGGGGCUGGGCUUUGGAUAUCACAGAGAGCAUCAGUAUUUAUCAAACUACUCACAAAUGCUUUUACUUACAGUGCCCAUAUUAAAUAGCUUGCUUUCUUUCUCUCUCUUUCCCUUCCUCAAAAGCUGGUUAUACUUUGGUUGUUGUCCUUCCCCACCCUCCUCCAAAAAGAGUUGCCCUAUUUAUCUUAACAUAGGUAGUGUUUACCAUUACUAUUUUAUAGGUAUUUGUCCAUCAUUGUAAUUGUGAUGGAACGCCAUCACUGAGUGCCAGCAUCUCCCCGAGCGCCGAUUGGUGCAAGUUGGUUUCGAGCCCAUUCUCCUGAUUGGCCGGCGGGGCACCUCCCCUCCCUGAGUGCCGAUUGGUGCAAAUUGGUUUGCGACCUGUCUCCUGAUUGGCUGCUGCAUGGUUUCACUCCGGCUUCAAGGAAGGGGAUCAUCCCACCGCUGCCACCGCAUGUGAUGGUAUACCCUCUCAGGAUGGGUUAUACUGCCUGUGGUCGCCCCUUCCUAGUUGUGCCCAGCCCUAGAGUGAUUAUAGCGGCAAGCCAGUGAUCAUAGUCACUUGCAGGAGGGCAAUAGUGGUAUCACCCAAACACUAGUCGAGAAUUAGUGAACAGUGAAAAAUAACUCUUUAUUGCAGGCAAGAUACACAGUCUUUAUGCACAGACCCCGGCAAGGGGUCUCCAUUUACAGCAAUACAAAACAUAUGCCUAUCCCGGCCUCGCUGCGUCUGGGAGAUAAUGGUAUCUCCCGGACACAGGAAGCCGAACACACACACACAAAAAAAAAAUACACACCAUACAGUAAUGCACACCCACAUGCCAUACAUCCCCAACUAGCUCCUGGUCCCAGCUAUGAUCCCUGCAAAUUGCAGAGCGAUCGGAUGUACAAAACCCGAGCUAUCCUCAUAUAAAGUCUGGGCUUGAGGCUCCGUACAUACCCGAAAAAAGUUCCAUAGAAUCACCAAUCAGGAGAAAGGGCGCAAACCAAUUUUCACCAAUCGGCGCUGAGGGAGCGGAGGUGUCUCGACAGCCAAUCGGGAGAAAGGGCGCAAAACCAACUUGCACUAAUCGGCACUUGGGAAGGGGAUGGCACUAUUUUUUAAAAUUUUUAUUAUUAUUCUUUUUUGCGUGACAUAAAUAAUGGUCAGUGGCUAAAAAGCAUAACAAGGUUACCAUAAUGUACAAAAUAUAUAUCACAUUCUCCAACCUAAAAAUAAAACGUACAUGCCAUGUAGGUAACCAACAUGUUGGGCCAGAGGGCUCCCAAAAUCCAGUUGUGUCACGGUUUUUGUGUUUAUAAUAAAAUAGGAACAAAGUCAGAAAAUGCAGUGUAUAUACAUACUUUGUGAUAUGCGGGUAGGAGCUUACUAGUGUGCAAGUACAUACAUUUCUCAAUGUAGUUCCCCUUCGUGGAUCAACAUCUCAAAAAAGAAAAUGAAAAAUGAGAAAUGUUCCCAUUGUAAAUAUUUCAGUGUGACAUAAAAGAGUAAGUAAAGGCAAAGAAGAGAAAGAGAGAAAAGAUGAGAAAUAGAAGGACAUAUGGGUCAUGUGUAUGGGGAAAGUAACGUCCGUCCGCCUACAGUAAAAAGGACCACAGUCAGGUCCUCUUGUUUGGUGUAUAGGGGCAUCAGGCAGAGGGGCGAGGGGGGGGGGGACCGGGGAACGGGCUGCACAUCAUUCACCCACUCCUCCGUAGCGCUAACCCACGUCGGCAGUGGCUCUAACGUAUUUCAGAGAUCGUUUGUAUCCCUGUCAGUGUCAGUCCACUAGCAGACAGUUUUCCCAUAAGCCCCAGAUUUUUUUGAACUUUCUAUUGGAUCCACAUACCUUUGCCGUUAGCUUAUCCAUGAGAUGGGUUUCCUUUAUUUUGCUAAUAAUGGCUGGUGUAGGAGGAGUACCCAUUUUUAGCCAAUGUUACGUCACUACCCUAUGGGCUGCCAGCGUAAUCUUGUGUAAUAACUUUUGUCCGUGCUUGGACCAACCGUCCACUGAUCUGUUCAAUAGUUAUACCCAGGGAUCGAGAGUUGGUUCCUGUUGGAAUACUUGCCUCACUACCUCCCCAACCGAAUCCCAGAAACCUUUAAUUUUGGGUUAAUAAUGCAUUUCUAAUUGGAUUCACUUGCUGUAUUUAUUGAUUUAGUGAUCAAAGGUACACUAUAGUGAAAGGGCACUCAAGCUGCUUUGGAUACUAAAGUAUUCCCUAAGUGGAACUGGCAAAAUGAUUAGAAGCAGAUGAUAUAGCUAUGGCAGUAUGCAGGUUUCAAUUAAAGGAACACUUCUAGCACUCUGUAGAGGUUAUGGUGCAAAGUGUGUCCUGGCGCUUUGCCAAGGUAAGUUAUCAAACCAUUUGCAAAUGAUUUGACAACAAACCUGGGGUGUACCAGUCACAGCCUCCAGGAUAGCUGGAUUCUAUUCUAGAGUAGGUGAUCAGUGUCUGUAUGACCCUAGGUAUGUUGUCAAACUGUCAGCAAACAGAUUGACUACUUAUACUGGGAGUGCACUGCGGUAAUGCUGUAGUUAUGGUGCUUGGAUUGUUCAAAACAAGUUAUUGCAUAAUUAGCAAUCACUUCAUGGUCCCAAGUAUUUUCUCUCCCCAACAUGUUUAACUAUGUAGCUUUUUGUUGAAGUACUGUCCUUAUCAAAUAAGCCAUGCUUUAUGGGCAUAGCAAGUGUUUUGAGAUCCAUUGUCAGCUUUCUGCUGUAAUUCUGACAUCGUAUAAUGCUAUAUUUUUGAAGAGCAAAUGGAAGACCGCAGGUUUGCAAGCAUCGACGCAUGGAGCAAAUGAACUAUUUAUAAAAAAACACAAACAUAUAAAACUACCAGCAUAGCUGACUGUAACACAAUUUACACAUUACGCCAGAUGUGUGUGGUUGUGUGGCGUGCCCAAUUUCAGCAGGGAUCUGCUCAACUUUGGAACAAGUCCUCUCUAAAAUAAUUCGAUCAAACUCUGUAGGGAGUUGGAAAAUGAAGAGUCAAUAUGAUUUGUGUUUGAUGGACUUUUCAAUUUUAUUAGAUUCAUUAAAUCUGAAGUAAUUGAAAUGUUUUAUAUCUGCAGAGCUCUACCCACAUUGAUUCAAGUAAAACGAUAAGCUUUGUAAGUGGACACUAUAAAGCAGCUCUAUCCAGUUUUAUUUCAUACAAUCCAAUCGUGUAAAAGAGAUUUAGUAGGUUUUGUAGAAGAGCUCAUGUAGCCCAAUACCUAGUCAGUUCAUGCAUUGAGCUCUGCAAAGGUAACAAAACGCAGCAGCUCAUAAUUUUCCCUGAUAGGAUUCAAAGCUCAAAGGUUGCAAUUCCUUGAAUUGGCAACUGAUUUAACCUUGUGACCAUGACAAUUUGUUAGGAGCAGACACAAUGCCACUGUGUAAUAUUAUUUUCUAUUAGCAGGAGCUUGAUAAUCUCAGGCUAUCACGAAAUAACAGGUUGUGUAAGGAAGUGAUUGUUACGAUUAAAUAGAACAUCAAUAGCCAUUAAAGGCACACUUAAGACCCUUAAAAUACUUAAGCUUGUGAAGAGUGUAUCCUUUUUUUUUUUUUGUUGUUGUUUAAUUUUACAAAAAGAUUUCAAUAGAAAUUAGCAUUUUUAUAAAUUAACCUCAUUGUCAAUCCGACAAAUCUGUCCUGUUACUCCUGGUUGUUUAGGUCACUGGAGCUAAACUCAAGAGGCAGUAAUUGCCCAGAGAAUCUGACUUGCAAAUACUUCCAAUGGAGCCACAUUAGGAAGUCUGUGAUUGGACAGCUAGAAAAAGUCUGGGUGUGGUUAGGAUAGGGUCUGCAAAAGCUGCAGACACAAGAUCUGCAGUGUAUGCAAGCUCUUUGUAGGAAUACACAAAAUUUUAAAAAAGUAUAAUUAAAUGCAUGCAUGUUUUAAAUGAAGGUUUAUCUACUAAACACUGGUUUCUAUUUGUUUGUAUUUGGGCAGUGGGGUAUGCAAGUUUUAUACAUUUAUACAUUAGAGCAGGGGUCCUCAAACUCCGGCCCCCCAGAUGUUGCUGAACUACCACUCCCAUGAUUCUCUGGCUAUCUAUGUAAUUCAAAGAAUCAUGGGAGUUGUAGUUCAGCAACAUCUGGGGGGCCAGAGUUUGAGGACCCCUGCAUUAGAGGUUAUGUAUAGUGUGGGUAUUUGAUGUAUUACAAAGUUUUGAAACAUUCUUCUUUGUUUUAGCAGCGGCUUUGUUAACUGUAAAUUUAGAACAGCACAAGUUCAAUCCUAGCAUUUAUAAUAUUGUAUAUGCAGAUUAAUGUUAUGAGAAGGUAGGACUGUUUUAGAUUUUAUUUCAGGACUUGUGUAAUUCAAUGUAAAUGUGUUGUGUCUUUGCACAGAUUGAGUAUGAGCACAGCUGAAGAAGAGGCUGGCACAGUGAAAGUACAAACCAGGAGCUCACUGACCCUUACCCAGGAUCUUGACGGCAACCUAAUCCUCCAUUGUCCUCAGAGUGGUAAAUUAUUUUUUUAUUUACUAUUUCUUUGACCCAUCAUCCGUCCACACACUGCAUCAGUUUUUUUCUGUAUGCAUAACAAUGCACAAGUGCAUAUUUUUACAAAACAUUUCCAUAUUCAAUCUGUUAUCGACCAGUGAGUUUCUUGCCCUAGAAAACUUAACCUGUGUAUAUAGAGUCUGCUUAACAGCAGGCAUCAAGAUCAUUGUUCUGUCAGUAAAAGCAUAACUCCCAAAUAUCCCUGUUUAGGAGGGGCAGUCCAUCUGCUCCUCUUUUCUUUCCUAAUGUCCCUUUUCUCUAAUAUUGUUGGUGUGUCUAAGUGUACAACAGGACUCCACAACAAUAACACUCACACAGGGUUAUUUACUAAACACUGGAUAUUGUCUGGAUAGACAAAAUUGGGCAAAACUAAAAAAUUUCGACCGCAUUGGCAUUUCUCUUAUAUACUAACUACAAAUGCAGUUGGAAUAUGGUUGGCCCAAGAGAAUCUAAACAGUAGAUAUCCUGAUUAAAAUUGGUACUUAUACUUACGCAUUUGUAUCCAAUACAAAGUAUAGGUUUCAACACAUUCACAAAGCACAAAGUCAAAAGCCAUCCCUGCGAAAUAACGGGGGGAAAACAAGUGGGAACUUUAAAAAAAAAAAAAAAAAGUAAUGGGGAGUGGACAGAUUACUAUCCAACUCUCUGUCCCCACCCAUGGCCAUCGAACUGGAAUAUUUAAUAAAAAUAAAUUGGAGGAGGGACAUGCUUAUGUCUGCCCCGCUACCACCUGUAACCAGCAGCGAGGGCUAUUAUAGGAUUCAGCGGAGGGGGACCUAGAGUCAUCUCCUCCAGCCCUCACCGUCCCCCACUCAUCCGGAGUUUGACUCCUUGAGACAACGCUCUGCAUGAGGAUGUCUAACAUCAAAGAAAACACCAAAGGAAAGCAUUGACGAAUUACUUUCCUAUGGGGAAGGCCUAACGCGCGUGUUGCACUUACAGUACAUACCGAUUAGGUCCCUCCACCGGAUGACAUCUUUGGAGGUGGAGCGAUACCUAGCACCGAGGGACUUUGGCGCUGUAAUUGAGUAAGUGAUAAAAGGUGUGUUUUUUUUUUAACUCUGUAUGUGCCGAAGUGAGAGGGCACUAUAGUGUUAGGAAUAAAUCUUUGUAUUCCUAACACUAUAAUCAUCAGAACAACUACAUCUUAGAAAAGACAGUGUUUACAUUGCCCCCUAGGGACACCUCCAAUGGCCACUCUUCAGGUGACCACUAGAGGUGCUUCCUGGUUCAGUGCUGCACAGGAGGCAGCACUGCCUUUCAGUGUCUCCACGCUCUGCAUGGAGAAGCUUAAUUUUCCUCAUAGAGAUGCAUUGAUUCAGUGUAUCUCUAUAAAGAGGUUUUGAGUGGCAAAACGGCAUUUGGUCCCAACCCCAUCCCGCCUCCUUGACGAUUUCAGCCAACCCAAUGUUUCCUGGGUCCCAUCCAAGGAGAUUGGAUGGGACCCAUGUGGUGCUGGAAAUAAGGUGAGUUUUAACCCCUUCUAAGGGGGUAGGGAAGCCACCAAAACGGUGGUUUUAGCACUAUAGGGUCAGGAAUACAUGUUUGUGUUCCUGAGAAUAUAGUGUUCCUUUAAGUAAUGUAAUUACAAAGGUAUAAUAUUACUAUAUAUUUACAACUUACUAUAAGGACCUAUUAGUUUAUCCACCUCCAAAUACUUUCUAUUUGUUGAUCAAGAAGACUAGAACUUUUUCCAGUAUUACCAUAAUGCUGCAAAAAUAAAUACAUCAUUGCUAUGUGCACUAACGCUGGUGGGAUGAGAGGCUAUGUUCCCUGUUCGUAACAAUAUUCAGUUUGAGGUGAUUUGCACUUGCAAAGUCUCCUCCUCUGAAUCUAAAGCACCAUAUAGACACUCCGGUAGUGUCUCGGGGCUUAACCUCUAUACUCAAACGGCUGAAUAAAUCUGAGCUGAUAUUUUAAGAGCAAGAUGUUAUUAUUUUUUGACUAUUAGCAUAAGGUUGUAAUUUAUUUAACAUACCGGGGUACUGCAUAUAGACCAUAUUCAAUUUGAUUCUACUUCUAGUCUAUUUUUAUGAAUUAAAUGUGUAGAGGUAGUUUUAGAAAGAGAAUCAUUACCAUAGCCUUACACUCUGUCUAACUGAAUAUGAAGACAUCUGUAGAGAUUUUUGAAAGAGUAUAGAAAUUCUAUCUUAAUUCAUCAUAAGAUCAGUCUAUUCAAAUAAACUGUGUAUGUAGUUGAAGAUUCUUAGUAAGGGCCAUUUAUCAUAUGGGCUCUGCUCACUUAAACAUAGUGAAUGCGUGACUGUAGACCUUACUAUCUUGCUAUAUACUAGCUCUGUGCAUUACUUAUUAUCUACCCCAAUAUCAGUCUCCAUGCUAAGGAGAUAUUCACCUUAGACUUUUCAUAGUAGUCAUUAUACCAUCUCCCUGUCCUUGUUAUAACAGAUACUUUGAGAUAUUUUUAUCCUUACCCACCCCCAUACAUAAGCAAUUUUUAAUAAAGCCUGGAAAAGUAGGGGAUCCUGGAUUUAUGUCUAAGUCUAUAGUAGUCAGAGGCUUAGCCUAAUAGGCUUUGGAUUUCUUACCUGACCUAUAUUUUGGGGAAGUGUUUAUUUUUAUGAUUACAAUAUAUACAAGGUUUUCUUUUUGUGAGUGUUACAACUAAUUCUAUGUUCCCUGUCCGACUGCUGCAAUCUAUUGACUGUGAUGUGUGCUGAUGUCAGAGUAAAUUACAUGUGUCUACUCUUAGGCAGCAAAAUAAUUUUACUCUUUGUAUCUAUUACAAAUGCAAAAUCUAAAAUAUAAAUUGAAUGUCACUUUGACAUUUAAUUAUAUACUAUAUAACAAAUUUUCUUAAAAUACUAAAAGUAGAACUUUUAAUACUUUUUUAAUGUAAAGCAAACUGUACAACGUAUUAAUAUAGUAAACAUUUGGUUAAUUAUGUGAUUCAAAUGCUGAUGUUGUGGAUUUGUUGAAGGUGUCUAUUAAUGCAACUUAGUGUUAGAGUAACGUAUUGAUUACUAGACUUGAGCUAAAAUUAGUUUGGAGCGGUUCAUGUGUUUCAAAUUUCUUUUAAUCCACACCUGAACAAAUCUAUCCGCCUGUGGAGUUUUAUUUCUUGAACAAGACUCCUCAAGUCAAACCCAGACAGAUCGAUUCAUUCGGAUGUGGAUUAAAAGGAAUUUUAAUCAGACAAUUUUUGCACAAGUCUGUUGCUUACUAUUUUAAGGUGUGAUAACCAUAACAUGCUUUCAGAUGUUAAACAAGCCCAGUUAAUUUAGUGAUAUGCAUUGGUUUGUGUGGAAGUAGAGUGUAAGCUUGAUAUUAUCUAUAUAUAAUUGUUCUUAGAGACAGAUGAAAUAGACUCGGAGGACAUUGUGGGAACCACUGCCAAGAGGCUGUGUUUGUCAUCUGAGCAUGAACACAGUUUUACUGAAACUACCCCCUGCAUAUCUGUUGUUUCCCUACCAUGUAAGUCUGUGGUUAUGGGAAUGUUUUGCACAAGAUUCCUGUAUUAACAAUUUUUUUGUGGUAGAGUGAAACAUUAUGAUAUUGGCACCACAUUUUGGGCUCAUUGCACUUUUGAUAAUUUACUAUAUAUAUAUAUAUAUAUAUAUAUAUAUAUAUAUAUAUUUAUAUUUAUUUUUUUUCAAACUAAUAGAUGUGAUAACUAAAAGCAAGAGAUAAACUUAGAUUUGUACAUUAUUUCAUAAAUGCUAUAAAAGCAAAUCAUAUAUGAAUUUAAAACAGUAAAUACCACUGGGCUCAUUGAUGGAAUGCUUGGCAGUCAGCAUGCACAUUCUCACUAUUCUUGCAUUUAUUCACCAAACCUGUGAUGUCAGGGUAGCUUCGAUUAAAGAUUCUUUUUGACAUUCUGCUCAGAAUGUUAGGUACAUAAGAAGUCUCAAUAUGAGUAAUUGACUCAUAAAUUUAAAGAAAUAAGGUGUACUGCACCUUUUUGCCAUAAGCAAAUUUCUUUGGCCCACAUUUUCCAGGAUAAUACAUAUAUUUGGAAUGCUAGUUAGUGGCUAUGUAUAAUGCCUACUAACAUCUUCUGAGCAGUGCAAUGACCUAAAUCUGAUUGACAUAGAGCUACAAGAUUAGAAAUGUGGUUAACGGUAUAGAGAGAACCUUUAUGGCACUUUGGUUAUUAUAGUUGCUCCACCACACCAGAUUGAAUUGUUUCAUGACUCUCUUUUUCUCACCUAAGUGUCCCUAAAUGUCAGUAAAGAAGUGUGAUUAACCCAUAUAUAAAAUACAUAUUUAAUGAAUCUGUAUAACCCAAUUCAAAUAUUCUUACAAAUAGCCUCUCUUUUUCUCUCUAUCUGUGUAUCUAUAAAAUCUAAGAUAAGAUGCAUGUUUUUUUGUCUUUUUCGCCAGUAUCCACAAAUGAUCAGAGCUUUGAGGUGACAAUGACCGCUACCACUGAGGUGACUGACGAUGACCUAAAUGAAGAUUCAGUUACUCAAAUACAGGUAUGAUCCAAACAGAGGAAACUAAUUGGGGAGGAAAACUGAAAUCACAUGAAUUGCAAUGGCUGGACAAUGGGCACUGAAGUGAAAUGGCCUAUUUGUGCCGUAAUCCUUUAUAUCACAAGUAUAUUUGCUGUGAAUUGUAUUUCCUUCAUAACCUACUAAAACCUUAAAAGCACAGUCCUGCUACAUAACUGAUAUGGCUAUAGAUUUUUAUAUGUUUAGUUCUUCUAAACUGGCCAGAAGAUAUCUUAGCCUGCAUAUAUGUAAACAAAAAAUGUUCCUUGUUGUAAAACCAUAUACAAAUGAGAAAUGAUGUGAAUAUAUUCAGAUUGCAAGUAUAUAUGUCUUUAUUUACAAAUAUUGAUUAUGGUACUGAAGUACAUUGAAUUUUUUUCAAGAUUCUUCAGAACGAACAACUUGAUGACAUUUCUACUGCAGACAGUGAAGAGGUGGCAGUUAGCCGAGCAUGGUUUACCAGCAAAGAAGACAAAGAUUCUCUUACAAAUAAAGGUUGCUCUUAUAAAUCUGUUACAAAUUCAUUAUGAUUUUGGUGUGUGAGGAAAUAAAAUAAUAGUUACAUAUAUUAUUAUUCUAUGCUUGCAUGUGUUUAUUUCAGUGGGCGUAACAAAUACUAUAAUGCACAGCAUUACUGACUGAGCACUGUGAUUCUAAUUCCAGGGCAGCACAGGAAUAUGCAUGUCCUGGUCUGCAUGAAUUAGCAGGAGUUCUUGUCCUGGAUACUAGCUGCUGUCAUUCAUUCAGACUUUUUCCCAAAACCGUUAUCUUUUGUAAAUGUAUAGGACCUGUGAGUAAUAAAUCGUAUUUAUGAACAAUGUAAAAGCUGUAAUUUAUCAUGUUAUUGAUGUUCUCUGUGUUAUUCAUUGCUCUGAGUGUUGAGGAAUACAGGGUUAAUAUGAAUUUAUCAUGUGAAUUUCAAAUUUUAUGUAAAGGUAGCUCAAAUUCUCAAAGUCAGCUAUAAUAUCAUUCUUUAGAACAGGUGCCCAAAAUUGCAAAGCAUAUUCAAGAUGUGGUCCAACCAGUGAUUUAUAAAGAGGCAAAAUGAUAUUCUCAUCCCGACAAAUGAAUGCCCUUUUUCAUGCAUGACAAUACCUUACUGGCCUUAGCCACUGCUCCUUGACAUUGCACAUUGUUGCAUAGUUUGUUGUCUAUAACAAUUACCAAGUCCUUUUUGUGUGUUGUUCUCUCUAAUUCGCAUCCAUUAUGGGUAUGAGUUGCUUGUGCAUCACGCCGAAUGCAUAACUUUGCAUUUUUCAACAUUAAAUUCCUCUGCCAUUUGAGUGCCCAGUCCCCCAGUAUAUCUAAAUUCCUCUGCAGCAAAGUAAUAUCCACCAUCUACUAAAGUAAAACCACCAUCUACUUUUACUUUGAAUUAAUAGACUUUCUUUAAUAAAUACAAUUUUAGUUUUUUUACUGUGAGGAUACAUGUAAAAGAUAAGUUGAUGUACAUGAGUUUCAGAGAAACAAAAAGAAGUGCAUACCAAGAAUAAAAAGUUACCUAUAGCAGAAUAACUUGGAAUAUGCCAUCUAUCAAUACUUUCCUUUUAAAACCAGCUUAUCUUUCAGGUCAUAGGUGGAAACAAGGGAUGUGGUCCAAAGAAGAAAUUGCAAUACUAAUGAAUAACAUUGACCAAUACCUGAAGGUAAAUGAAAACCACUUAUCUAGUGGAUGAAGAUCAAUAUGCCCUUUUAUAUAUGUCCAUUUUGUAUCUAUAUAGUCCAGCAAGCUUUGUUUGUAUGCUUGCUUUCAUCUAUAGUGUAUUGCUCAUUGUGGAUCUACUUCAAAUUAUUAACAUAUUUAAUGUCCAUUUUCCUAAUUUGUAAUAGUGUGCAUUUUCCUACUUAUUCUGUUCGAUAUACUGAAGAAUGUGUGUGGCCUACGAGUGACCUACUGAUGAAAUGUAUUUUUUCCUUCCUAGACACAUGGCAUAAAAGAUGCAACUGAAAUAAUCUUUGAAAUGUCAAAAGAUGAGCGAAAAGACUUCUAUAGGACAAUAGCUUGGGGUCUGAAUCGUCCUCUUUUUGCAGUGUAUAGGAGAGUCCUCCGCAUGUAUGAUGAUCGGAACCAUGUAGGAAAGUAAGAGAAAAACAACUCCUUGGCAGUCCUAAAUAUGAUGCAAUUGCCACUCUUCAAUGAAUGUUUGAUUAAUGAUCUAGUUUAGGCUCAAAAUUUCCACCUUCCAGUAGUCAUUGGUGAGUGAAAAUGUAAUUCGUACCCUGGCAAGGGUGAUGGUGCUAUCAACCCUCCAAGCUUUCAGUGGCAAGUACAUCUUAAGGCCUGGCUAGAAGUGGAGAACAUGAUAUUUUAACCGCUGGGUAACAAAAUUAAUAGUGUAGGGCCUACUGUAUACCCAGUGUAAGACUGAAGUCUAAGGAAAGUUGUAAGGAUUCCUGCAAAUUUGAGGAAAAAAAACCACAAACUGCAUUUGCCCACUGUAUCCUACUGGUACACAAUAGUGAUUGAUGUAGUGAAAGUGGACCUGUCACCUGCAAAACCUGUGGAAGGAAAUGUAGACCUCUCUAUUUUUUAGUGUUUUUACAAUGUCCUAUUACCUCCAACACAUCAGCCGAUCUCAGUUACAUUUUCGGCAUAUAGGACCUUCCUAUCCCAUCUACUCAUUACGUGCCGCUUACUUCAAGCACCACCUACCACCACCAAUCAAAAUUUGAAUCAAUGCACCAUAUGAAAGAACACUUCUGGUCUUCCUUUUGGGAAAAUAUCCAUACUAAGAAUUCAAAAUGAAUUAGUAUGUAUGUUUAAAAUCAGUGCUAUUUUCUAGUUCGUCUCUAUGGCUGCACUUAUUGUUUUGGUGUUCUAAAUACACUGUUUUUAAAGACCAUUUUUUGUCUUCUGCAGGUACACACAUGCGGAAAUUGAAAAACUUAGAGAGUAAGUUAUAAUGAAUAUAAUUAUGUGAAAAACUGUGUGCAUAUUAUGCUUUCAAAAAUGUUUUGCAGAUUAAUAAGAUCACCACCAAUGGGAAGUAGUUUAUAUUUAUUGUUAAUAAAAAUAACUAUAUAUAAAUAAAGCACCACAAUAUGUUUCGUCUUUACAGGUAGGAGCUUAGUAAAUAAGCUGAGGAGUAGUAGGAAAUGCUAUCGUUCUGCAGUCUUUUUGAAAACUGUUUGUUUUGUUUAUAAAUUAAAUGGGAAAUUUGUUGUUUAAAGCAGGCAUUUAAGAAUAACCACUUACGAAUUACUUCUGUUUCUUGAAGCCAUAAAUCGAGGAUGAAAUAUUUACAUAGGGUACAAGUCUUUAAAUCCAUUUUGUAGACCGUUUUCUUGUCUUAUUGUCAGGUUACGAAUGAAGCAUGGUAAUGACUGGGCUACAAUAGGUGCUGCUCUUGGUAGAAGUGCCUCAUCAGUCAAGGAUCGCUGCCGGCUAAUGAAAGAAACAUGCAGAACAGGUUUUUACAAGUUUAUCUUUAUUGGACUUUCAUAAACCAAAUUAUGUUCUUACAGACAUCCUGAAAUGGAUCCAGCUGACAGUACAAAUAUUUGCUACAAUCUUUAUGUAGGCUGUCUGGUGGACGUAGGAUUUUAAAUUGUGAUAAUUUAAUAUUAAGCUGAUCAUUAAUACUUUUACUACCUUUAGUGAUUCGUAGAAGUCCAUGCUCAUGGCCAAUUCUCUAAAGAUUCCAAGGCCUCCAUCCUGCCUGGGUAUUGUUAAUUAUGUUUAGAUGUUUGUUGGUGGAGGUAAAAAAAAGUGUUACUUAUGACUACUUUUACAGCCACUAGCAGAAGAAUAGGACCUCAGUAACAUGAAGCCUAAUGUUUUCAACAUGGCUGUCUUCUGAAGUUUAUCUCAGGUAGGAAUGUUUUAGCAGACCUUAUGACAAUUGUUUUAGAGGUGUCUGCUGUUCUUUCCUAUAGAGUAUGUAGGUACACCCUCUAAUUUAAAAGAUAUCAAGGUAGUAUUAGAUAUCACAUAUAGACUAUUUUUAUUUACAUAUAUAUUUAUUCCUUUUAGCCACUACUCUAGCUUACACACAGUCUCAAUUGUUGUGGUUAAUUUCAAAUUUGUUAGGGAAGUGGACAGAUGAUGAAGAGCGACGACUGACAGAAGUAGUCCAUGAGCUGACCGGCACUGAGACAGGAGAUAUUGUAACUCAAGGAGUGUCCUGGGCUUCAGUGGCAGAAAGAGUUGGAACACGAUCUGAAAAACAGUGUCGAUCUAAGUGGUUGAAUUAUUUGAAUUGGAAGCAGAGUGGAGGCACCCAGUGGACCAAAGAGGAUGAAAUCAAUUUAAUACUAAGGUUUGUUUCUUAAGAUCAGUUUAACUUGUUAACCAUCUGCAUAGCAAGACCACGUAAUGUUAUCUCACAUAUAUAUUAUUCUUAUUAAGUGUUCUUGCAUAGCAAGACCACUUAAUGUUAUCUCACAUAUAUAUUAUUAUUAUUAUUCUCAUUAAAGCCAAAUUUACCACCCUAACUCCUCCCACAGUUUUUACACUACAUAGACAGUAAUAUACCGAAACAUGCGGAUUGCUAUUACUUUGUGGAACGUUUCGCCGAAUGGUUCACGGAAUAUCGUCGUUCUUGUGGCGAAAUUGGUCCCAUAGGAAUGAAUGGCAAAAUGUUCAAAACUAGAGUGGGAGCUAGCAAGGUGAAAAAUCAGGACAUGAUUUCUAAACUGCCACCAGUCCCUCAUUUUCAAGCCCACCUACACAAAUCUUAUAUCAAAACGUUCAGCUAUCCCUGCUGCCACUAAAAAUCCAUGGCUAAGCCAUAGUCCUGAUAGUUUUCACUAUAUGACCAUUUGUUUGCAACUCACGCCAUCCAUUGACAUUCAUUGAAACGCCACUCCAGCCAACUUAAAUUUGAAGGGCAAUUUCUAAACUGCGACUGUGCCUUCAUUUUUAAUACUUCUUCGCUGUAGGAUGUAUAGUUUCUAAAAUACGACCGUUUGAAGAUGGCAACCGCCAAAAUACUCUGACCUGUGCCAGGCUGGAGCAGCAAGUGAUGUCAUAGACAGGGUUUUUUUUACACCUGCUAAUGUUUUUAUAAAUGUAUGUUUUAAUGUAACUGUGAAGCACUUUGGGCAACAACAUUGAAAUUAAAUUUGCUAUAUAAAUAAAUAAAAGUUGAAAUGCAUUUCUCACUCUAUCAAGCUUGCCAUGUGCACUUUUUUUAAAUUUGAUCAAUCAAUUGGUUAGUGUAAUGUUUACUAUCUUUACUCACUCCAAACACUCCACACAGUUACUCUGCCCACUCCAUAAAGUUACUCUGCCCAGUCCAACCUUUCCACAGUUACUCCACCCACUCCAACCACACAACAGUUACUCAAGAUACUCCACCCAGUUACUCUGCCCACUCCAGUUGUAGACUACUGGUGGAGGCAAGAACACUUCACACAAUUUCCCCAGAAAUUGUAGCUUUUCUAGUUCAAAUAUAAAAGACUUUUUCUAACAGAGAAUUCACAUUAGACUGGAGAUAUUCCCAUGUAGGUCAUUUAAAGGAAAACUAUGGUACCAAGAAUACAGAUGUGUAUUCCUGACACUUUAGGUUUAAAAUAGCCACUUAGGUCCACUUCCCCCCUGUUAAAAAUUUGAUUUACUCACUUUUUUUUUCAGUGUCGUGCAGGUCUCCUCAUGGCUGUCCCUGUUCUGCUCCUUCUCCUUGGCUGAGAUUAUCAAAUUCGCACUGAGCCAAUCAGCAUCUCCUCAUAGAGAUGUAUUUAAUAAAUGCAUCUCCAUGAGGAACUUUCAGUGCCUUCAUGCAGAGACACUAAACGUCAGGGCUCAGCACUAAACCAGGAAGCGCCUCUAGUGGCCACUAGAGGUGCUGCCUCUGAAAAGGCUGUGUUUACAUUAAAAAAUGCCUACAGGGACAAGCAGUACACACCAGAACAACUACAUUAAGUAGUUGUUCUGCUGACUAUAGUGUCCCUUAAAAAUAAGAUGUUUUAUCUUUUUAUUACUUUACUCUACUUGCCUUUCUACAUUUCUUAUUUGUAUUACACAAAUGUGAUAGGGUUGUCAGUUUGAGAUCUAGCACAUGUGACCAUGUUCCAGAAUGCUUCCAUAGUGGGUUGAUCACACACAAACACACCUCCUCUGGCAAACCGUUGAGGCCUGGUUUUUAGUAACUGCAGAAAUUCUACAGAGAUUGUAAUGCUGACAUAAAUAGAAUCAUAAAUCCUUAGCAGGUUGAAAUGUGUGUGUGUGCGUCAUCUAAAUCAAUAAAGUGGUGUCAAAGUAGGUUGACAAAAGGCAGAGCUCCGCUGUCAACUUGAGUCAAAGCAGUGAGUGUGUGGGUAGUCGGUGUGUGUGUGUCUGUCUCUCAGUGAAUGUGUGUUUAUAUCUGUCAGUGAGUUUGUUUGUCAGUUAAUGCGUGUGUGUUUCUGUUAGUGAGUUGUGUGUCUCUGCCGGUGAAUGUAUGUGUAUGUCUGUCAGUGAAUAUGUGUUUAUGUCUAUCAGUGUGUGCCUGUGAGUGUGUGUAUAUAUGUCUGUCAAUGUGCGUCUGUCAGUGAGUGUGUGUGUCUGUUAAUGCGUGUCUGAGUGAUUGUGUGUCUGUCAGUUUGUGUCAAAUCAGUGAGUGUGUGGGUAUGUCGGUGUGUAUGUCAGUGUGUCUGUGUGUAUGUCAGUCAAAGCAUGUGUUCGUUUUUAACAGGAAGAGGUGUGGCCUUGACAGGAAGGGGUAGGGCAAAGUCAAAUUAGGGGGUCCCCUAGUUCCAUCACGCCAAGGUCAGCACAAAUCCAAAAUACACCAUUGGUCACCAGAAACAAGCAGCAGAUCUCACCCUUGGGGUUUUUGCAGGCUUUGUAUUAUCAAUAGUUCUUGAAAUCAGUCUGAAUCCUUUUUCAGAAAAUCAUUCUCAUGUUUGUUCCUAUGCCAGGAUAGCAGAGCUUGGCGUGUUAGAUGAAAAUGACAUAAACUGGGAUAUAUUGUCAGAGGGAUGGACCAGUGUCCGCUCACCACAGUGGCUCCGAAGUAAAUGGUGGACUGUCAAACGGCAAAUUGCUAAUCACAAGGAUGUGUCAUUUCCUGGUAAGGUUUAUGUGAUUUUAAAAACACUAGCAUAUAAGAUUAUCCCAAUGUUUUUAAAUUGCUAACACUCUCUGAUUUAUAAGAGUGAUAAUCAUUUUAGAGUGAAAUAGUUGCAUUACAAAACAUAUCUUUCUGCUUUGUCAGAUAUAGACACUGAAGUGUUAUUUGUCUAGAAUUCAAAGUGCAGUUGAAAUCUUAAAGAAAUAAGGCAAAUUCCAACAAGUCAGUUAUACCUUUUGGAAUUCCUGACAAUUCUCCUUUUAAUGAAUAUCCAUGUGUAAGUUUGUGCUUUAAACACACUUGCUAACACACUUUUAGUCCCUAUUGAAAGGAAAUGCUACUACAGUUGGACAAUAUAAAAAUACUGCUUUCAUAGAAAAAAGGUAUGCUGUUUUGGUAUCAAGGUGUGAAACAUACGUAACUGUGGCUAGAAAUUCAGAUAAUUGAUGAGGAAUCCUUCAGUAUAUGAAUUCUACAUUACUCUAAACUUGCAUUAACUCCAAACUUGGAGCAUUAAAACUGCAUUUAUUGCAUUAUACCCUUGUACCCACAGCAGUAACAGCACACAGUGUUGUAUAAUUAACUCCAAAAUGUUGCAUUAAAGUGUCACUGUCAUUAAUUAUAAAAUUGGAGGUAUUCUUUGUCUCUCAAUAUUACUCUUGGCUAACAAAGAAAGGGUGCCAAAAGCAGACCCAGGACCUUUUAAGACUCAGCCUGGGUCAUACCCCUAGCAGUGUGUGUGUGUCUAUGUCUUGUAUAAAAAUUGUUGGGAAUUCAAAGUUAAUUUAACACUUUAGAUCAAAAUAGCCAAAUGGGAACCAUUGAUUACCUCGAGAUUUUUUUUUUUCAAUUCAGCUUUUUUGGUCUUAAAUUUGAAAUUGCUGACAAUUUACUUUUGUAAAUAACUCUGUAUAUGUGCGUCUGUCGCCAUGACUGCACUUGUAUGUAUGUUAUUUUCUGUAUGAGUGUCCCCCCAUUCUUACACUUGUCUUUAUGCUUGUCUUUGUGCAUGACUGAAUGGCUCUACCCAAAAAAUGGGUAACGUCCAUUUGGAUGGUAUAGCUGCAGACUAGGGGUGGCCAAAAACUAGUUUCCAGUUAUUGUGAAACUAUAACUCUUGUGGUAGUUUUCGCUCACGAAGUCAUUAGAUUAGACACUUUGUUUACUGGCAUUCUCUAUUAACAAUGAAUAUAUGUAUUGCUUUCAGUGUUGAUAAAAGGUCUGCGGCAGUUGCACGAACACCACAGCACUCUCCUGGGCACGGAGGAAUUGGAGAACAAACCAGAUAUUCAGUCUCAGGGCAGUAAUGGCAAUGUGCAGCAUGUGCAGAUAAGAGUAGCUCACUUGGAGGACAGCCCAGGUCUGCCACAAAGCUCCAUGUCAGCCUUACAGAUUCCUGUACAAAUUACCCAUGUCUGUAAGUCAAAUGUCUUGUGCGUUCAGCCUUUCAUAAGAGACUAAAAAAAUUAGUAAUGUCUUAAUAGAAAGGAUUUUUAAUUUAAGAGGUCAAAUAUAUCUGGAAAUGCUGAGAGUAUCAUGGAUAUAUUUGCACUGUUUUUACAGCUGCAACAUGUUUGGUAUUAUCAGAGAAAGAUAAAAAUGAAAGGACAACUCUCACCUCAAAACUAGUUUUUAAUAUCCUUUCUUUACGUUCCAAAAAGAAACAGAUUGUUUAUUAAAUGAAGUAAAUGUAAAAUAAAAAUCUUGUUACUCUCUCUGGCCUCCCCUGCUUCUUUAAAGAGAGUGAAUCAGGGAGGAUCAAAUGGCAAAGAGGUCAAAUAAUGAGCCAAUCCAUUAAUUUGGUUCACCAAUUGGAUUGUUCCAUAGUUAGAACUUUGGUGCACUGCAUAAACUAUAUUGCUAAAUACAUAAAUGAUGUGCAGAUUGCUAUGUAUGGAAACCACCAGAUGAGAGUUAAUGUUUGUAGGAUAUAUAUGUAUAUAUAUAUACAAUUUUUAUUUCCUUUUUUUUCCCUUUUAGCCUCUUCAGAUUCAUCUUCUCCCACAACUGACCCAGAAACAGUAACACUAAACAGCGGCACACUACAGACAUUUGAAAUCCUUCCAGUAAGUGGAUAACUAAACAUGUUUAAGCAUAUUUCCUUGUUUUUUAAUGUACUGUACAGAAGCAAAUAAAAGUUUUUAAAAACCAAAUAAAAAAGUUACUUGUGCACAUUUAAAUAACUGAAUGUUUUUAGUAUCACUGGCCAUUAAAGUGUAAGCUUACCUGCCACUUCUUAGAUGACUCCUACACUAAAAGGCAAAAUCUCUAAUAAGACAGAGAUGGGUAUUUAUCUUAACUGCUGCACACGUAUUAACCCUUAAUGGGGAACACAUGGGUUGGGCAGCUGCACUGUAACAUGGCUGUGUAAUAGAAAAGCAAAUACAAAGCUGCCCAGGAGUAGUGGGAGGACUUAAUUUUGGAUAUUUGUAAAUACAUGUUAUUGUAUUUUUAAGAUUUUAUAAAGACAGUCUGGUAGGAAGGUAUUCAUUUAUCAGUUGUUAUUUUUGCCUGUUGUACAGUAAAAGGCUGCAUAGGAAGGAGGAACAGUAAUUAAGACACCACUGUCCACCAUACCGUUUCUAUCCAUAUAAUACUAUUUGUGAAAUAGUAGUUCUUACAUUGCUGUAUUGGAUAUCAUGGAAGUAAAGGCUUCUUUAUGCAAUGAUGGUACUAUGAAUAUUAAGCAGAUUUAUAUGUCUUUAUAUUUUAUUUGUCAUCGCCCUAACUUAAUUCUCUUUUCUUUUUCAUCUUAGUCAUUUUACUUGCAGCCAAGUGGCACCACAGGAACAUUUAUCCUUCAGACGGGUUCAAGUCAAGGUCUUCCAAUAACACUAACCUCGAACCCAUCAGUGACUCUCACAUCCAACUCCUCUCCAGCAUCACCAGAACAAAUCAUCGUGCAUGCCUUAACUGUGAGUUGGCUCUCUUUUACCAUCAUCUUUGCACCUAUAUUGCUCAUUAGUGGUAAAACAAUCAAGAGUCCAAUGCUCUGUACAAUAAAUAAAACAAUUUAGUUAAAUUUGAGUGUUUGCAUCCCCCUAACAAAAUUGUAGAAUGUGAACACAUGCUCAAUUUUUCUUAUUAAUUUAGGAGAUUGUAAAACACUCAUUUGUCUUGGAAACAUGCAAAAACUGCCUGAAAGGAACAGGAUUUUGAGCUCUAAUUGUAUUUUUGUAAGCAUUUUUUAUAUAGGAAUUUAAUGGGCUAUAAAACGUCAACAAUCUGGUCAUACUGUGAGAUACACAUUCAAAAUCAAAUUCCAAAGACUUUACAGAGUAGUUCAAAUAGGAAGGAGUUUUAUUCAGGAUCAGGAGAACAAAAGUAUAUACAUUAAAUGUACAUGACUAGGGCUUGAUGCAAAAAUAUUGUAUAUAAUUUUGUUGUCCUGAUCCUGAAUAAAACUCCUUCCUAUUUGCACUACUUUGAAACCUUUGGAUUUUGAUUUCUGAAUACUUUGAAUGGACUGUGGAUCGCUUCCAUGGUGCUCUAGGUGUGCUAGCAUAUUCUUCCCUGAGUUUAUUCCAUGAGUUCAACAUACCUUUGGUGUUAGAUACACAUGUUCGUUAACACAAGUAGCCAAACAUUGACCUUUAGCUUAAUAUAUAAUCCCCUGUACGAAUACCUACUAAGUAUUUGUGGCAUUUGUCACCUUUAAUGAGUUUGCCCAUCUUUUUAUUUUAUCUCAGAAUAUUUUUUAUGUUUUAUUUAUUGCACAAUUUCCUAUAAUCCAAAUGAAUACCCUCUGAUAGAUCCUCAGGCUAGGUGUGAUGUUGGUUUUAACGCUUUAGGUAACACAGUUCACAGAAACAUCCUCACACCAUUAUAACUUCUGUCUGAUUAAUUUGUUAUGGUGCCCAGAGCUAAACUAAAGAGACAGACAAUUACUCAGAGCACAUUUCUUACAGAGACUUCUCAUUGAGAUGCAUUUGGAAGUCUGUGAUUGAACAGCUACAGAAAGUCUGGGCUGGGGAAGCAGGAGAGGGCCUUGGAAAGGCCCUUAAGAACACAAGACAUGUGUGACAUGUCAUGAUUCCCUUUUAUUCCAGAAGUUUGGUCCUUAAGGGGUUAAAGGGACAAUCCACACCCCUAAAACACUUCAGCUUGCUGGAGUUCUCUAAGUGUGAAUAGAGUGCUCUUUUUUUUUAUAUUACAAAAAGUGCAGAUUUCAAUAGAAAUUAAAACUUUUAUAAAUUAACAGUGUUACACAUCCCUUGCUAUCAAUUGGAUAACCGGUCCUAUAACUUGCUGGUACUUAAGCAAAGACUUCUCAUUGAGCUGCAUUGUGUGAUUGGACAGCCACAUUAGUCUGGACUAAAUUAGAGGGGAGCUUGCAAAGACUUUAGACAAGAGCUUUUGAAAUUCGUUUUAGAUAUACCCUUAAUUAAAAAAAUGCAUAAUUCAAUGUGUGCAUGUUUUUGUUUUUAUUUUUUAUACUUUGAUUUCGGCAGUAGAGUAUCCCUUAAUGUCAUACAUGUUUAUUUGGGCACAUGUGUCCACUGCUCUCUUGACUUUAACUAUGUUAUUUCUAUAACUCUAUUAACAGCCUGAGCACCUACUCAACACUAGUGAUAAUGUCACAGUCCAUUGUCAUACACCUGGCAUUAUAAUUCGUACAGUGACAUCAGAUGAGAUCACAUCACCCUUGGCUCAGGCACAACAUUCUAUCGAUUCAGACUUGCAGCAAGAUAACCUGAGCAAUCCACAUAAUGCCCUGGAAGCGAACUCAUUCUCCCAGGAUAUCCAUCACACAGACAUUGAUGCAGACCAGGAAGCUUUAUACUGCGCUGAGCAAUCUUUAAAGUCACGGUCCAGAAGAAGCAUGAAAUUAAUGCAUCAUGUUGAAGCAUCUGAUGAAACCUGCUCAGGAGAUUUAAGCAGUGACAAUGACAACCACAUUGGCCUGACUUCAAAUUAUGUAAAAGGAGUAAGUGUUAAGACAAUUAACAUAGUUCUCAGGCUAAUCCUAAAACUUGUCAAUAUGUUAUAGGGAAGCCUUUUUUAGUAGAUUGAGAAAUUGUCUAUUUUGAUUUGGUUGGAAGAAGAAUGGCUGUUUAAAAGGACACUACCUCUAAACAUGUAAACUUGUUUAACUGCUUUACUUCAGCUUUUAACAUCUACUAUUUGUACGUAUGUGUCCAUCUUCUGCAUGUUUACAGUCUAGAGUCAGAAUCAACUGAGCAUCAGCAUGGAAGAAGAGGGGGCAGUAGAACUUAGGAUGAGUGCAUUGGGCAGCCAUUAUUAAACCACUCUUCAGAUUGGAGGAAAUACCAAUGUUUAGUGGAUAGAAGAGCCAUUUGAACUGCAUCUGUAACUUAAAGCACAACUUCCACUUUUGAAAUUUUGGACUAGAUCAUAUUGACUGUAUUGGAUUUCCGUGGAAAUUAUUACAGUCAUAAGGUAUACAUGAAAUAAAAUAGGUAUGUUUGGCAAAAUAUGACAAUGAAUGGGGCUUCCACCACCACAUCCUGUCAUUCACAAUGGCAUCUACAUGUAAGCUAUACAUUUCCUUAUACGAGAAGAUCUAUGGAAAAUGCAGUAGCCUUACAGGAUUUUCCCUAGACCCUCCUUUUGCAUUCAUGCAUACUCUAGAGCAGGGUUUCCCAAUUAAUUUUUCCCUUGGAACUCUUUGACAUGGUAUAGCAAAACUUUGUAACCCCCCCAAAAAAAUGUGCACCGUAGUGCAGCGCAGACCUUUCAAUGAGCAGAGUGUAAUGUUCUCUUAUGCUGGCAAAUUCUUUUUAUAUCUGGUUUAAUUGUUGACAAUUGUAUUCGCAUGUCUGCAGUUGCGUCAAGUCGAUUUCGAUACUUUGUUUUUGUUGCAGAGUAGAGCGAGAAUCCAGUUUCACAUUAGUAUGUGCUUGCGAAUGGCAACAGAACUUUGAUUGCCCGCUUGGACAAUUCUGGGUAUUCUUUGCGUAAAUCACCCCAAAAAGUAAUAAGAGAAACUUCUUUACAUUUUUGGCUUAGUUGACUGUCAGAAGUUAUAUCAAUCAGAUUCUCAAAAUCUACAUCAGAAAAAUUGGAAAAAAAUUUAUGAAUGGAUUUCAUACCCAGUCAUUAUUGUUUUUAUUCAAGAAUGGAAAAUACUGAUUAAUAGAUGUGAUUAAAUGGCAAAGAUGAUCUACAAUUUCAUUGCAAAUUUCAUCUUCAUGUUCAAUUUCUGAUACUUCAAGAAAAUCCAUAAGUGUUGGCAAUGAGUUCAAAUUAUUUUGCUCAACAGAUGAAGUCCAAAACUGCAGCUUACGAAACAGUGACAAUAUUUUAUCUCUUGCAUUAAAAAUAUUAGUGUUUUUUCCUUGGAAUGAUAAACAUACAUCAUGUAAUUUUGUAAAUAUGUCUGCAAGAAAUGCUACUCCAGAUAACCACAUAGUGUUAAUUGAUCAGAUAAUCCAAAUUUAUGAUCCUGGAAAUACGCAAACAACUCUUGACGCAAUUCAAACAUUCUAACAAGUAUCUCACCUUGUGAUAGUCAACGGAGUUCUGAAUUUUUAAAGCAGAGCAGAGUGGUGACUACCCAUAUCUUUACAUAUUAUUUUAAAUAGUCGUGACUGUAAUGGUCGACUUUUUAUAAAAUUAAUCUGGACCGAUUCGUCUAGAACAAUUUAAAGUGAGAUUAAAAUAUUUUUGGCUACCAGUGCAUGUAUGUGAAGAACAGGUGCUGUUUUUUGCUACAUUUCUUAUUCGUGUCACAGCGCCUGCCACUUUCCCAACCAUUGCUUAGGCACCAUCACUGCACACAUCUACACAUUUGUCCCAAUUUAUACUGUGUGUGUUCACGAACUUCUGGAUACAGUUAAAGAUGUUCUCACCAGUGGUAUGAGUUUUCAAAGUUUCACACAGAAGCAAGUUUUCUUCAAUCUGUCAAAAUAAUAUCUAACAAAAACCAACAAAACUGAAAGUCCUGCAACAUCUGUGGACUCAUCUAAUUAGAGUUAGUAUCCAUCACAUUGAUGCAGUCGAGAAAUUAGUUCAAUAUUGAUGUCAUCAGCAAGAUCGUGAAUACGUUGCAAAAUUGUGUUGUUGGAAAGUGGCACAGCUUCAAUUUUUUUUACUCAACUUCUUUCUUUUGCACUUGGUUUUAUUCGUGAUUCUUCAAUUGUGUGUGCUUCUCCUGCAAGUGCUAUGUGGUAAUUCACUCUGUAAGAAGCCUCUGUGGCUCUUUCAUUAGCAUUUUGAAUUUUUUUGCUCAUAAAUUGUUUACUCUUCUGAUACUCCUUUUAGCUUUCGCUUAAAAAAGUCAACGUCUUUUUCUUUGUACUCUGCAUGAUUUUGCUCAAAAUGACGACAUAAUUUAGCAGGUGCUAAUUAACUGUUUGGUAAUAUUUUAUUGCAAAGUACGCAUUGUGCUUCAGGACAAUCUUCAUUUCUGGCACUUGUAAAUCCAAAUGACAAGUAGCUAUCAUCAUAUUUUUUUUCUUUGUUUGAGAAGAAAAUUGGCUAGCAUUGUGUGCUAUUUAUUUUUUUUUUUUGACUUGUCACUUGUCUCUGCUAUUUGAGGAACCGUAGAUAAAACUAUUUCGGGCUUGUUUUCAGGAUUUUUUGUUGUAUCUCCUUUCUAUAAGUGCCAAACAAGUAGAGGUAGUAAUAAUAUUUCUCUGAAGAGUUCUUUAACCAGCUUUCCAAAUUCUUAUUUGUUUAUUGGUAAAUAAAAAAUAUAUGUAUUUGAACACUUUGAAAAUAUACAGAUCUCACAACCUGACUGAAAAGGAUGCUGAUUUUGAUUAUGUUCUUAGAAAGAACUGAACCUUUGCAGGAUUUUUGAGUUACACAUGGAGCUAAAAGAUUUGAACACUUUGAAAAAAAUACAGUUAACAGUUUUUUCCCCCUUUAAAGAGUCUUUCAAUGCCCCUGGUAGAGAUUUUAAUGUCCCUAGCAGAGAAUUUCAAUAACCCUUACAGAGCCUUUUAAUGUCCCUAGCAGAUAAUUUCAAUGCCCCUGACCGAGCUUGUUGAUGUCCCUAGCAGAGAAUUUCAAUGCCCCUGACAAUCUUUGAAUGCCUCUGACAGAGUCUUUGAAUGCCCCUAACAGAGAAUUGCAAUGCCCUUGACAGAGCCUUUUAAUAUGCCAUUCAGAGCCUUUUGAUGUCCCUAGCAGAUAAUUUCAAUGUCCCUGACAAUCUUUGAAUGCCUCUGACAGAGUCUUUGAAUGCCCCUAACAGAGAAUUGCAAUGCCCUUGACAGAGCCUUUUAAUAUGCCUUACAGAGCCUUUUGUCCCUAGCAGAGAAUUUCAAUGUCCCCGACAGUCUUUCAAUGCCCCUGACAGAGGCUUUCAAUGUCCCUACCUAACAGAGAUUUCUACUUCCCUACCUAACAGAUUUCUAUGUCCCUACCUAACAGAGCUUUCUAUCUGACAAUAAGAGAGCUUUAACUAUCAGCUCCACUCUCUAUCACUCCUCUACCAUGAGUGAUAGAAAAUGGCUGAUGGCAGGGCUGGCUAACGGACGAGCUAAGUCUCUUAAGUGGCUGGCUGAAGGCAGGGCGGGCUUAAGAUCGCGGUUGCGCGAUCUGUGCUGUUUCCGACCUUCCGGGAACAUCAGGUAGCGGCGGCCAUGUUGGAUGUGGUAAAAUGCCACAGAACCCCAAUAUUGUUCUCACGGAACGAAACACCAAUUGGGAAACACUGCUCUAGAGUAAAAACAUGGCUCAGAUCUUAUCAAUGGAAGCUGAAUAGAUAGAACAAAUGGAACAUGGAACUUUAGGUAAGUUUAUUUCCUUCUAGGCAAGCAGACAUAUCACCAUAUGAUCUUUGGAGAACAUGCAAAUCCACACAAGACACAGUACCACUUAAGGCACUACACCAUUAGGAAAGCUGGCUGCAGUAAAUCUAAUGUAACUUUUCAUCUUUUUGUUUAUUUUUUUAAAAUUUAUUUAUUUAUUAACAAUAUUUUUAUUUUUGCAGUGCAUGGUGUAACAAACAGCCUUGCGCUGCCACAACAGCAGAUGCAAGCGUAGGACGGUGUACAGAGUAAACAGUAUUGUGGCAUUCAAUAACUGCACAUUUUUAAUAAUUAAUGACGUUAGGUUUAGGACAUUGAUUCUAACUAGGCGGAUGCAUACGCUAACAGACAAAUGGUAUAUAGGUCGCGCUAUAGGGACAUGAAAAUAAUAGGUAAAAUAAAUAUAUAUAUGUAAAGAGAAUAAAUAAAAUAAUAGUCCCAGUACUAGAAUGUCUUUUAAAUACACCUGUAAAAGUGCUUGAAUAUGGAGUGAGUCCAAUGAGUAGCUGGAUCUUCUGGAGCUGAAGGUGUCUCAGUCCAAUUGUAGAUAUAUGGAUAUGUAAAAGAGACAAAAAUACUCCAAUAGUGCAGAUUGCAAAUCGACGAGUUAAGAGAUAAAAAUCAAAUGGCAGAUAAUCCACUCACCUAUUCAUGAGCAUGGACUAGCUCAAGUUUUCAUAGCAUUCAGUGGCGUCAAUCCCCCACUGGUAAGAUAUGGGUGGUGAGAUUAUGAGGAGCUCCUUGGUAGGCGAUAAAAUAAACACAUAGUGCCUGACCUCCGUGUGUGUUAAGUUACAUGACUAGCUAAAAGCAUGGCAGGGUGCAUACUGUCUAAACCGGAACUAGUUAUGCCCGCCAGACAGGUUAAUUAUUCACUGUGAUCUGGGGUCAACUUGUGUGUCAUGCUGCCCAUUAAGCUCCACAGUCUUGUUUGUGAAGUAUUCCAAUGUUAGUAAGUGGUCGUGUUGCCGCGGGUUAAUGGGGUCUCAGGUAGAAUCAUCGUCAUCUGAUGCCUUUUUUAGGGGCCCUUUAGUGGGUCUCUGCAGUCCCCUUCUGUGCAGAUGUAGAUGAAGGUGUCCCUCCAGCUCCAGGCUGGUGUGCUGGCCUGCAUCUCUUGGCCACAAACUCGGUCACCUCUGGGGCCCGAGUUUUCUCCAUGUGUGGGAGUGACGGAGGGUCUUGUAGUCUUCUGUCGCUUGCGUUGUUUAUGCCUCUGUACGUGUGGGCGAUGCGUCUGGGUUAUCAGCCCAGUGGCCUGCACCCCGGGUGGGCCAGGUAGAGUGUGGGUGAAUGGAUGCGGUUGCUUUGCGCCCAAGGGUCUGCCCCUCACUCCCUGCUGUCUGCGCUUCUGCUCACCUGCCUUCUGUGGUUCAGGCAUGUCGGUUUGGGCUGCUGACUGCCGGUCCCUGAGCUUGUCCCAGAAGCGGUUGAAAAUCGCCUCUAGUCGCUGCGGAAGGUCAGACUGUUGCUGUUGUAGUGUCAGCAGCAUGCUCUGCUGGUGCGAUAUGCUGUCCGCCGCCAUCUUGGAUGCGCCUUGUGAAGGGCUGCCCCUCUGUCUUUCAGGCUCAUGCUUGUGGUAAGGCCUUGACAGGCCGCCCUAGACGUCCAGUGAGGACCGGGAUAAUCCCAGCCGGUCCGUGGGGAGGGGGUAAGGAGGUGAGUGUAUCGAGGUGUCUGUGCGUGGCUUUGCCAUCGGGGAGAGCAGCCGCCUCACCCUGGCUCGGUUGCGAGUAGGCCGAAUUUGCUUUUGCGGGUUCCCGGGAAGUGUGCGUCCCGUUUGUGGUGUCAUUAGAUGCCGCCGGAUUCUCUCGGCAUGUCGCGUGCUCUCCUGCCGGUGACUGCUCCGGUUUUCGGGGUAUUUACCCCUGAUUUUGUCGAUUUUGGUCAGGAGCUGUUUCUCGGUGCGUCUUUCCAGCUCGGCAGUUAGACCACGCCCCGUAACUUUUCAUCUUGUUUUAUCUAAUAGCUUGUCGUGUUUUAUAUAAUUAUAUAAAUAAAUAAAAGAGUGAUGUGUGGUGUAUCUAUUUUAAUUGAAAAAGUUCGAUAUAUUUACAAACUGUGGCGAAAGUAACCUCGCCACUUGUACUUGGAGAGGCUUGCUUGCCAGCCUCUUGCCCUGUGACUAUGGCCCCUGGGAUAUAUUGCCCUUUAAAAACACUAUUUGGGCAUAUUGGAUUUCAAAGGCACUGUUUCUACCGCUUGGACUUUUAACUGGAUAUGUUGUUCACCCAGAUCGGGGCUGUGAAGAAAACCCCUGUUUUAUGGACUUAGUUUGACUGUUUUAUUCCCCUCCUAGAACACCAGUUAAACCCUUAAUACCUUGUUACAUUCAAACACGGUCUGACCCAAUAACUGUCAUUAUUUUGUUUUUUGUUUUUCCUCAAAGAAGGAGUUGUUAUACUGCAUGAAUACUGUUGCUUUGUGUGCCAUUAAACAGAUCUCUACCCAGCAUUAAGCCUCGGCUCAUAUGUGGAGGGUUAUGCUAUGCCUGUGUCUACACUCUGCCUGGAAGGAUUAUUCACUAACUACUGGGAGAAAGGGAACCAAGACGGUCAGAGAGGGUUGGACCGUCACACAGACAAACUGCUUUUAUUUCAAGGAAGAACAGAGAGAGGCACUCGGUACACUACAAACUCAACAGCUCAUAUAGGGAAUGAGCUAAAGAAUCAGUGGGAGGAAUCGUCCCGUUUGUUGUAAAUUAUAUUCUAGCAUUAAGAUGCACUGUGUGGGCUGUCGUGUCAAUUUUGCUGUGCUUUGCUGAUGCAGAAGUUCACUUAUGACUAGGCUAACCACCCCCAGUUCUUGCUUUGUAUCCUGUCUGCCAAACGUUGGAUGGCUAGUGUAGAAACUCACUUUUGCAUUAGCUAAGAUGCAGCAGAGAGAUUUUUAAACAAAUUGGGGGUUAGGGUUGUUGGGAGGGGUGGCAUCCAAGACACUAUAACCAUGUCCUUUACAAUGGGUGUUAAAGUUGUAAGCUUUAGGGGGACCCUUUAAAUAUGAACUCACUAUUCAUACAGUUUGAUAAUUUAAUAGUUGUAUGUAUUAUUGAAUCUAACUGUGACAUGCUAGAAAAUUAGGCUAUUCUCUAACUUUUGUUGUUUGUUUUCUAUUUGUGUGCUAUUUUAAAGCAGAACUGACACUUAUCUAGAAAUUAGAACAUGCGAUGAAACCGUGAAAUCAUCCUUUAACUCAUGUUACCCUUUUGUCAUGUAAUGCUCCAUUCUGUUUUACAAUGUAUAUUACAGGUUUAAUAAAUGCUAGUACAAUACAGUCCAAUUCAGUUCAGGCACUACAAGAGCAUUCCAUGCAAAUGAGUAGGAGAACAGCAACAGUAUUGGUUACUCCUCUUCCAUUCAUAUUCCAUGUAUGUAUAUGAUUUAUUCUUUUUCAAGUGCCAGUUUGGGCACUAUAGCAAUUUAACAGAAAUUAAGUUGUUAUGGUGCCAGACGGUCUUGAACGGUUCAACCCCAAAGUCUGCCACCAACCUCCUGGCACCAAGGCAACUUAAUUUCGAUUAAGUUGUUAUGGUGCCUGGAGUGUUCCUUUAAGUGUUUGGUUUUUUUUGAGUAGGUCAACAAUUCUUGCAUCCAGCAGACUUUGUGGUCAGUAGCAUUUUAAAGGCACAGUAGGAAAUCUAUCAUUUAUAGUGUUUUCUUCUCAUAUUGUGCAAAGAAGACAAGAAAUUACUACUAUCAUGAUUACUAUAAGAAAAAGUAGUAUCUCUUAUUCCACAUUUUUUAAAGUUUUAAAAAAAUCAGUUUCUUCAUUUGUAUAAUUAUUGUGCAACUGUUUUUACUGCUCUUCUUAAAUGUUGUGUAGGGUCUGAGGCCUGUUAUGUUAGAAGAACAAGUGGGUCAGCAAAUCUCUGAAAAUGGAACACUGCUUAUAGUCCCAUCGUCCCAUAGUUACAUUCAGACUGAUGACAUUGAUGGCGAGUCAGUGCUUCCCCUUACAACACUUGCAGGUAUUGUAAACAUUUACUUCUCUGUCUUCUGUCUCAUGUUCCUAGAGCAUUCUUUUGUUUUAAUUUUGUUUUUUUAGUUACAGGCUGAAAAAAAAAUUAGUCCAUCAAGUUCAGCCUUUCUCACAUCUGUUUUUUUCUGUUGAUCCAAAAGAAGGCAAAAAACCCAGUUCGAAGCACUUUCAAUUUUACAACAAGCUAGGAAAAAAAUACUUUUGACCCCUAGAAUGGCAGUCAGAUUUAUCCUUGGAUCAAGAAGCUAAUACCACACAAUUUAAAAAUUAUAUUCCUGACUAUUAUAUUUUUGCAAGUAUGCAUCCAGUUGCUGUUUAGACAUCUGUACAGAAUCUGCUAAAACCACUUCUUUAAGCAGAGGAUUCCACAUACUUAUUGUUCUUACUGUAAAAAAAACAAAAAAAAUCCUUUCCUUUGUCUUAGACAAAAUCUCCUUUCUUCCAGUCUAAACAUGUGACUUCUUGUCUUAUGUAUAGUAAUGUGUGUGAAUAAAUUUCCAGACAAAGAUUGGUAUUGGCCCUGGAUAUAUUUGCAUAAUGCUAUCAUAUCCACUUUGACACAAUUUUUCUAAACUAAAGAGGAUUGAAUUUAACAUUCCUUCAUAACUAAAAUGUUCCAUUCCUUUAAUCAUUUUGUAGCCCACCGCUGCACUUUUCCUAGUGCCAUAAUAUUCUUCUUUAGAACAGGUGCCCACAAUUAAACAGCAUAUUCAAGGUGUGGUCUUACCAGUAAUUUAUAAAGAGGCAAAAUUACAUGUUCAUCCAGAGAAUAAAUUUCUCUAUUUAUACAUGACAAAACCUUACUGGCCUUGGUCACUGCUGAUCGACAUUGCACAUUGUUGCCUAGUUUGUUGUCUAUAACUAAUCCCAAAUCCUUCUUGUGUGUUGUUAUCCCUAAUUCACUACCAUUUCAGGUAUUGGUUGCUUGUGCAUUCUUUAUCCCAAAUUGCAUAACUUUGCAUUUUUCUACAUUAAACUUCAUUUGCUAUUUGAGUGCCCAGUCCUCCAACCUGUCCGUCUGCUGCAAAGUAAUAUCUUUUCUCACUGUUAUGUGCAGGAUAAUGCAGUGCACAUUAUCUUGCUGUGACCACGUGCUUAGAAGUGGUAGUAAAGGGAAAAGCAGAGAACUGUGGGGGUCAGGGUGGGCCUAGGCAUGCAAAGCUUUGUGAUGCAAUACUGAAAUGGUAUUGACGUUGCUGCUUAAUAACCCCUAGUCCUGAUGUGAUAGAGGGCUUUUACAUCCACAAUUCAGGGGUUUAAUCCUUAAAGUCCACCCAUAGUAACACUACUAUUGCAAAGAAGAUGAGCACUGUGGUUCCGUCACUGACCUAGAGCCCAACAGUUAUCUCCAUUACAUAUUAGUGGGAAAUUAUAUUAUUUUGGUGCAUCUUGGCAGUAGCCCUCUGCUAUAAAAAUCCCAGUAUUAUCAUCAAAAUGUGUAAGUUAGCAUUUAUAUUUGUGGUAAAUGAAAGCAAUUGUGGAUACCAUCUGCAGAAUGUGUUAAUUACCAUUCCCUAUACACUGAGUGAACUAACAGGAUGGGUAAAAGCAGUGAAAUGCUGCUCUUCUCUCCUUUUGUGUGCGGAUGAGGGAUGUUUAUAUUAGGACACCACUCCUUUCCACGAUUGUUGCCAUAAAUUGAGUGUUUGAGAAGAACACCAAUCCUGUGAUCCAUAUGUGCCAGGCAUCCACCUUGGUAUUUCAUGACCAUGCUUCCUAUAAAUAGUGUUUUUGUUAAUAUAACUGAAAAAUAAAAGUUAGAAAAUGUAAAAUAAAAUAUAUUUUUUCACGUUCAUGUUCUGCUUUAGGAAACAAUGUAUGUAGAUGGAAAGCAUGCUGUAUCAUUAUUGAUACAUGAAAAUGGGAUGUUGCUCAUUUUGUAUAUAGACAUUAGUCAUAUAGUAGAGCUCAAGGUAGCAAUAUUUUUCCUGUAGAGUGUAAGAUUUGAUAAAAGUUCACAAUCUUUCAAUGUAUUAGUUUGCACCAUAUUGUAAUUCAAUUUAAUAUCUGAAAAUUAUGACUCUUGCAAACAGAAGUACCUACUGUAAAAUGUGGAAUAAAUAACAUAUUAUAUAAAUAUAUUUUUUUAACUGUUAUUUAUUUAUUUUCCCCUCACAAAUCAAGGUCCUUUCCAAAUAUGAGCAAUAUUUAUAUUGCCAAUUUCAUUAACACUAACUUUUUAUUUGUUUCAAUCUAAGAUCCGAUUCUGCAACAUCAUGGUGAGAGACCAAACCUGAACGACUCAUCUCUAGAUGGACCAGACUCUGAUGACUCAAAAGAUGUUGAAGAUCUUUAACAGUGCAUUCCUCCAUUCCUACUCACUGGUCCUUUACUGGGCCUUGCUGCAUCCAUUCCACCCACCUCCAAGUGCUUUCUUGGGAAUGGCAACCCCAGGUGGUUUCAAAUGAGUUGACUAUUUUUCUAAAUGCCCUCAUAUCACCAGCUUAUUGUAUUACAACUGGACACAUAUUGCUUUGGCCAGCACUCUCCCUAGAUUAAAUAUCUUAGGAAAGCCAGUUUCCUUUAGCUGCAUACAGAUUGGAAAUUAGAGGAAGUUUACAAAACCACAAGAUUUCCUUGCUUUGUCUGCAUUUUAAUUCACUUUGAAGUAAAGUACUAAGUGCAAUAGACAUUUUGGAAAGGUUUAUAUUCUUGACCAUAAGAAGGUGUGGUCUGUAUAAAGCCCGGUGUUAGUACUUUGGGUCAGCUUUAACAACAGAUGUCACUGAUUAACAUUUGCUUACAUAGCCUUUUCUGAUCAAACAGCAGGGCCUUCCUGUCUGGUUAUGGAUCUCUCUAGUGAGUAUCGUGUAAGCAGCAAGCUCGUGAGAGAUUCAAUUUUGUUCCAAGUUAUGUUACAGGCAGUCAAUAGAAUUCGCUCUGAAUAGGAAAUAUAGAUCAAGUUCAGAGAAAAUUGUUAUAGUGGGUGUCUGGCAGGGCACCUAUAUAAAUGCAUAUAUCUACAGGACUUUAUGUGAACUAUGCAAAGAAACUACAGGAACCGUAUUUGUGAAUCCCAAUCCUUUCAGUUGUAUGAAAUGGUUAUGGUGCUUAGCGUUACCCUUUAACCACAUUAGAAAAUGUAAUGUUACAGGGCCUAACUGAGGUCACACUGCAAACACAUGCAGUCUGCAUGAUGUGAGAUACUAAAAAGUAAACAAUAAGAUGAUAUUCACACAAAUAAUAUAUUUAUGUAAUUUAAUUCCCCAUUGGUGUAAGAUACAGUUAUGGUAAUGGCAAAAUGACAAACUAUUUAAGCAGCAGAUCUUUAUCAUGGUCAUAAUUACAGGUAGUGAUAUUGCAUUAUAGGUUGUGAUCAGUAUAAAAUAUAAUUAACUUAAAGUUCAACACUAAAAUUAGCAGCAUAUGCAGAGACCUCCCCCACCCCCACCCCCACGAAUUUACUUUUAUUUGUAAAAUGUAUUUAUUGACGGAGCCUAAAAGUGACUGUUCCACCAGACACUUAGAAAUAUCUAGGUCAACAUUCUCAGUAGAUUUUAUUCUAAACAAGUUUAACUAUAACAACCAUUAAACUUUUUUUUUUUAACUUAAAGUGGAGUUGUUUUAUGACCUCUCAUACAGGUGCAGAAAACUGUGACCUUGUGAUACUGGCAGCCAGAUCAGAUUGAGAUUUCCUGUCAGAUUAGUCCAUAGCUUGCCACCAUUCAAAUUGUGUUCAGACUUGCAAAGGUCAUGGACUAGACCCAUUUGGAGAAUUUUCUUAAAUGUGGUAAUUUGAUUCACUUUGUUUUCUAUUGAAAACCAUGAAAGGUCCAGAUUUCUUAUAAAAGAUGGGCUUUGCUCAUCUGAUAAAAGUAUAUUAAUUUUUACUUUUUCUAAAGACAAAAUUGUCUUUGCAAUUUUUAUUUUUUUCCACUCUUUUACAAGUUAAACAGAAGAUUUCUAUUGCACUUUCAGCCAGCUGUAUUUUCCUAAUUGUCUCACAAGACAAUCCUUAAACACAUGGACCUUAACGUUUUGUUUGUAGAAUAAUCUUGUUUUGUCCCAUUUUCCCUUGUGAAAUUUUUUUAAAUUCAUUUUGGAGGUUUAGCUAUACGUAAAAUGGGUUGACUACUUUUUCUUAUAGAGAGUUUGUGACCCAUUUUAGUUGCUAAGUUAAUUUACUUACAAUCCAUCAAAGGAAUCCCAGAAGAAUGGAAAACGGUAGACAAACAUAGGAUGAAGGUUCCCAAGUACUGAUAUCUAGUACCAAGCAAAAACUUAUAAAAAGGCAAAGAGGGAGUAAUAUCCGGCUGCUUCCUUACCUUUAGGGGUUAAACCAUUCACGAAUGGUUUAACCCCAAAUCUGGUCUGUGGCGCAGGUUCUUUGUCCUCAUCCGCGGUCAGAAAUUCUUCUCAAAUAAGUCUUGGACUGCUGCCAUUCAUGAAUGAUUUAACCCCUAAAUGUAAGUUAGUGCCAGAAACCUUCUGGUACCAUAAAAAACUUAAUUGCCCAGAGUAUAUACAUUUUAAAAGAAAAUGGAAAGUCACCUAUAACUGGUUAACUUUUUAUGUGGUGUUCAAUGUUUUAUUCAAGGGUGUAAUUUCCAGAGAAGUGACAGUUGCACUUUAUGCUGUCAAAACAAUCUAAUAAUUUUGGAAUCUAAAAUAAAACAUUUCCUUAGCAUAGCAGGGUGUUAAACAGCUGUAUAUACUGAAUAUGCAUGAAAUGUCUGCUUGUAUAAGGUCAUGGGGAGUAGACUGUAAUGUCAGCAAAGAAUGUAAGUGGGGUUCUUCAGUGGUUUAAACUGUGGUAGAGGGCCACUUUUUACAGUCCCAAAAUUGCAGUGUUGAUGCAUUAAAAUAUGGUACAUAAAAUAUAUAAAUAUAUCAGACCACCAAUAGUACCAAAGAGUCCACUUUGUAUGAUCAUUUUACUUUGGGAUGGGUGGUAAUCUGCCAAAGGUGCUAGUCUGAUUUCAUGUAGUUGAAGUAUUGUUGGAAUAUAUUUAUUUUCUUGUAUGGUUUUCCCCCAUAAGAUAGGUGCUGGCAUUUUGUAGACCUUUUCAAAGAUAACUGACAAAAUGGCAUGUAAAUAUUUUCUUUUAUUUAUUUAAACCUUCAUUCAAAAUGUCUUUCAUAACCUAAUAUUACAGUUUUGGUAAUGUGAAAUAGUACUUACUGGCAUCUGUUGCAUAGUAAAAACAAACUGUUAUAUUUAAACUAAAUAAACACACUUGACAUAAUGCCUUUGAAGGUUGUUCUUCCGGAAUUGAUCAGAAUUUCAGAAACAAAAGUGCUUUCACCAGAAUGUCUUAAGUGCAACAAUGGUGUUUUUUUUUUUAGUUUUUUGUUUUUUUAAAUAAAAGAAAAAAGAGGAAAAAAAAAGUGGGGGUUUAGUCUCUUAUGGCAGUAAGUCAUCGUCACUUCAGAACAAAAAAGGGAUAACUGCAACUCCAUAGUUUGAUCCACGAGGUGUCCUUCUGUUCAUCACAACGCUCUGGAACAGGCUUUCUGCUAUUGUCCAUGUUUCAUUUCCCCACAUCAUGAAAGUAUAAGUUGGCACAUAUACAUAAC